AUUACCUUACUUCCGGUUGUGGGAGGAGAAUUGUACAUUUUGAUACAAAAGACGUAUUUGUAGAGAUUGCUACAGUUUUCAGUUAUAUAUUUGGGAAAUGUCACGUCAGGCAUCAAGAGGAGGUGAUCCUAGAAAAGUGAAUGGGGAAUUAUUUACACUAACAUAUGGAGCUCUUGUUGCUCAGCUGAUGAAAGAUUAUGAAAAUGAUGAUGAAGUCAACAAGCAGCUGGAGAAGAUGGGUUAUAACAUUGGAGUUCGACUCAUCGAAGAUUUCCUGGCCCGAGCCAACAUUGGAAGAUGCAGUGAUUUCCGCGAAACAGCAGACAUAGUAGCCAGGGUAGCAUUCAAGAUGUACCUGGGCAUCCAGCCAGUCGUCAGCAACUGGAGUGCAGCGGGGGAUGAAUUCUCUCUGCUCAUUGAGAACAAUCCCCUGACAGACUUUGUGGAACUUCCUGAUGGCCACAACGCUCUCCACUACUCUAACCUACUGAGUGGGGUUCUCAAAGGAUCUCUUGAAAUGGUCCAGAUGGAUGUAGAUGUCAGGUUUGUCCAGGAUCAGCUAAAGGGAGAUAACAUCACCGAAAUCCGACUCAAGUUCAUCAAGCGACUAGAAGACGCCAUUCCCGCGGGUGAAGACUAGCAAUAAAGAACUCUGUCACUAACUCUCAGAUUUGUUUCCUGACAGGAAGACAUGAUCAUUGAUGCCCUUGUGUCAGUGUGUGAUGGAGAGUGUUGUUGGAGAUAAGCUUUCAUGAUGAGAGCCUUGCGACCAUUGUUUAAACUGCCAUGUCACGGAGAUCAGCCUCCAUGUCACAUAUUCCUAACUACCUAAGGAAUGGUACUAGUAAUGGUAAUACAUGGAACUGUUCGGCUCGUCAUGUACGCAUGGUGAGUGUAAGGUGAAGGAGAAGCCUAGUGGUUCAAGUGUUCUUCACUAGGCUACGAAGCCCAAUAAUGUUUUCUUCUUUGAAUUGUUUUUGAGUAAUAUAACUGAUUUAAGAGAGUAUGGCUGAUGAAUAUCACAUAACAUAUAGAUGGUAGCCCUUGUGAUAACACAGGUUUUAGAAUGUAGAACCAAUGUUUGAAAUAAACACUAUUGCCAGGACGCCAUCAGGACCAACAGACUUUAGAAACAGUCCCUGACUUAACUCUUUAGGCCCCCAUUUAAAAUAUACUGCAGCAUAAAUUUACUGCAAACCAUAAGGACCCAUACAAAUUCAAAACUAUUGCCCGACACAAAAUCUACCUGCCACGGGCCUUCAGGCCGGCACUCAUUUCAAAUGCUGUAUAGAAGCCCUGAUGUCAUUAUGAUAUUCAACACUUGAUGAAUACAGGUGGUGAAUACGUUAUCCCAUUUUACCCCCAUUACCACGUGAAUGCCGCUUUGAAAUUCAUGCAAGUACCCCAGGCCGAGGCUACAAAAUUCGGCUGAAGAACAGUAAUAAUCUGAUGAUGGUAGUCAUAAUUGAUUAGUAGCAUUUGAGUGUUAAAUUCUAAGACAGUUUUCAAACCUUCAACUUUGCUACAAAUUGGAACUGAAUAAAACUGACAGAAAAUGUAAAAAUAGCAAACAGGUUUGUCUUGUUCAAGCAGGACGACCUACAAACUCAGAGGACCAGUGAAAUUAGGUUGACACUCGUCUACGAUAAACAAAUAUGAAUGUCUUAAGUCCGUGAAUGCAUCAUCACCUCGUUACUCUUCAUUAGUAUUAUUGCAAUGUUGUACAUGCUGAGUUGUUCCCCAUCACGUGUACAUAGUUAUAUUUAUUGACAGUUCUUGUACUGUAUAUUUGUUUGUUUGUUUGUUUGAAUAGACAUGAGUGACAGGCAUCUGUAAAAUCCCAAGUAAUACCGACACUGGCCCCAAGGUACCAGCAGUUCGACUGAAAUGGCAUUUCUACAUGGAGUCAUCACUCUCUUGUCAAUACUGACUCUGGCCCCAAGGUACCAGCAGUGCGACUGAAAUGGCGUUCCUACAUGGAGUUGUCACUCUCUUGUCAAUACUGACUCUGGCCCCAAGGUACCAGCAGUGCGACUGAAAUGGCAUUCCUACAUGGAGUCGUCACUCUCUUGUCAUCCCCUUCUUCACUUUGGGGCACAGAAAGCCAGACUGCUAAUAUGUCAAAGGCUUCUAAUUUGGGGUGGCUGGGUAGCCUCGUGGUUUAAGCAGUGACUCCUCAUGCAAAGACCCGGGUUUGAUUGCCCACAUGACUACAAUGUGUGAAGCCCUUUUCUGGAGCCCCUAGUUGUAAUAAGCUGGAAUAUUGCUUAAAGCGGCGUAAAACCAUACUUACUCAAGUUCAGUCCCAAGCUGCAUCUCAUACGGGCAUCCUAUUAUCAUAGGUUCAGUUUUCCAAAGUUGAUCUAUAUUUUCCUCCCACAUUAUGCUGAUUUUCAUAAAACUCUUCAAAGUUGUGUUAAUCCCAACUCACGGACUCUUGGCUUUAGAUUUUCACGUGUGAAGCCAACAUGUGUGUACUUCCUACUCACUAAUGGAGACAUGCCUGUAACGUAUGGUUGUGAUCCAAUCACCCACAGAGACACUGCCCUUGGUGGUAGAAUCACCAGUACUAGCAACACCAGUUAAGGAUGAUUUACAGUUGGCAAAUAAUACAGAAGCAAACCCAAAGGAUCCCCCUGACCCCCCUUAAUUUUGAACACUAGCGUUCUAUGUAUCAACGUCUACCUGCAACACCACCAAUUAGCAUACACAGCAUUCUGUUUUUAUUGCCAUUGUACACAUUCCAGUUUUUCAGUUUCAGAUUGGGAAUAGCCUAUUCCUUGUGUUGUUUCACAGAAGACAUUUGUAUGUUAAACAUAUGAAGUCUUGAUUUAGAAUUAGUUUUAAAAAGAAAUAUGAAGACAAUGUGUCUUGUUCAAUUUUAGCAAAUUGAAUGUUGCUCUGUGUGAGAAUAAUGAGUGAAUGUGAAUGUAUAUUGUAAGUGAUAAUUUGAGAAUAAACAGUGCAAAUUU
This is a messenger RNA of Haliotis rufescens (red abalone), 2972 nucleotides long. Its product is annotated as trafficking protein particle complex subunit 3-like. The coding region runs from base 98 to 640 and encodes 180 amino acids. The transcript has 5 exons. The record is from RefSeq and is a predicted model, not a curated record. Lineage: Eukaryota; Metazoa; Mollusca; Gastropoda; Lepetellida; Haliotidae. Gene Ontology annotation, cellular component: TRAPP complex; cis-Golgi network membrane; cytosol. Gene Ontology annotation, biological process: endoplasmic reticulum to Golgi vesicle-mediated transport; intra-Golgi vesicle-mediated transport.